Molecule: messenger RNA, 3661 nt
Organism: Mollisia scopiformis
Lineage: Eukaryota; Fungi; Ascomycota; Leotiomycetes; Helotiales; Mollisiaceae
Product: DNA mismatch repair protein msh3
Exons: 2
Coding region: 25-3444 (1139 amino acids)
Biological process (GO): mitotic recombination; mismatch repair
Cellular component (GO): nucleus
Molecular function (GO): ATP binding; mismatched DNA binding; ATP-dependent DNA damage sensor activity
Source: RefSeq, a predicted model, not a curated record
CUAUGGCCUAAGCCGAACAACAGAAUGGUGAAGGCAACUCCCUCGCAGAGCAAAGGCCAGAAAUCAAUCUCGAGCUUCUUCACCCCCAAGCCGACUGUCAAUGGCAUUGCGCAGGCCCGCGCAUCACAAGCCUCACAAGCCUCACAAAAUCCGCCACCUAUUAGAAAGGAAUCGAGCUCGAAUAUCUACGACGCUGAGAGUGAUGAUGAGGACAUCCGGGCUGCGAAGACUGCCUCUCUAAAGAGGGCCCUGACUGAAGAUUCAAAUGGCGGGAAUAGUGGCCUUGUCGAUCGUCCUGCGAAGAGGACGAAAGGAGAUGAGAGCGGAGGAAGUGCAUUCUUUGCAGAACCUACCAACCCUUUUCCUUCCACCAGCAAGUCGAAGAUAUCUCCCAGAACCGAGAAGUAUCUGUAUAACUCUACUCAACCAUCCGCUGGCGAUCAAGCACCCGAGGAAGAGGAAGAUGCUAGUGAAAAAGCGAGGAAAGAGGAACUUCACAGGAGAUGGAUGAAGAAAAUGGCUGGGCAGCAAAUCGGCAGACGAUGGCAGACGGACGGAGAUAAUGCUCUGAUAGAGGAUGGCGAUGGAGAAGCCGAAGAAGAGGAAGAGACUCCCGCUCCAGUCAAGACCAAGAAGAAGGGGGCCAAGACUGGCAAGUUGACGCCUCUAGAGCUCCAGAUUCUUGAUAUCAAAAGGAAACACAUGGAUACGCUGUUGAUUGUAGAAGUGGGUUACAAGUUCAAGUUCUUUGGAGAAGAUGCGAGGACUGCUGGAAAAGAGCUGAGCAUAGUAUGCAUACCUGGUAAAUUCAGAUAUGACGAACAUCCUUCUGAAGCCCACCUUGACCGUUUUGCAUCUGCCAGUAUUCCUGUCCAUCGAUUACCUGUCCAUGCCAAGCGACUUGUUGCUGCCGGUCACAAGAUUGGAGUUGUGAGGCAAACAGAGACAGCCGCAUUGAAGAAAGCUGGCGACAACAGAAAUGCACCCUUCGAACGCAAACUCACAAAUGUGUACACGAAAGGAACAUAUAUAGAUGAUAUUGAUGGGCUGGAUCAACCUACAGAUGCGCCUGUUGGAGGAGCACCGGCCACAGGAUACCUGUUAUGCAUCACAGAGUCGAAAGCCAACGGUUGGGGAACUGAUGAAAAAGUCAAUGUUGGAAUCUUAGCCGUCCAACCAGCUACGGGAGAUAUCAUACAUGACUCUUUCGAAGAUGGCUUCAUGCGGAGUGAGAUUGAGACUAGGUUACUGCACAUUGCACCAUGCGAAUUCCUGAUCGUGGGAACACUUACCAAAGCCACCGAAAAACUGGUACAGCAUCUUUCCAGCUCAACGACCAAUGUAUUUGGCGACAGGAUUCGAGUCGAACGUGUGGAGAAGGCAAAGACCAUGGCUGCUGAAGCCUAUUCGCAUGUGGCUCAAUUCUAUGCAGACAAGCUGAAAGCCAGUCAGAGUUCUCAGAACGAGCGAGAACAGAACCUUUUGGAGAAAGUCCUGAAGCUUCCAGAGCCUGUCACACUCUGUCUUUCUGCAAUGAUCACCCACAUGACUGAGUAUGGCUUGGAGCAUGUCUUCGACUUGACUAAGUACUUUCAAUCAUUUAGUGCCAGGUCCCAUAUGCUGCUUAAUGGCAAUACUUUGACCAGUCUGGAAAUCUAUCAGAAUCAGACAGACUACACCCAGAAAGGAAGUUUGUUCUGGACACUGGACAAAACCCACACACGUUUCGGGCAAAGAAUGUUAAGGAAAUGGGUGGGCCGGCCAUUACUUGACAAGAAUCAACUCGAAGAAAGAGUAGCAGCAGUGGAGGAGCUGAAGGACGCCCACCAAACUCCAAAAGUUGACAAAGUACGAUCGCUUCUCCGUGGCAUAAGAUUAGAUCUGGAACGAAGUCUGCUGAGAAUCUACUACGGCAAGUGUACACGUCCAGAACUCCUCACUGCCCUACAAACUUUGCAGAAAAUAGCCACGGAGUACAUUUCUGUGAAGUCUUCGACCGAGGCAGGUUUCAAGUCCUCGCUGGUCAACGAAGCUAUUACCUCUCUCCCCACAAUCGGCGAAACAGUAAUAUCUUUCCUCGACAGAAUCAACACGGUUGCCGCUCAGAAAGACGACAAGUAUACUUUCUUUCGCGAAGAGCACGAGACAGAAGUCAUCGGUGACCACAAACUUGGCAUAGCAGCCGUCGAGCAAGAUCUCGAUGCUCAUCGCUCAGCAGCAGCAGACACCCUCCGUCAACACAAAAAGAUCGCUUAUGUGACUGUUGCCGGCAUCGAAUACCUAAUCGAAGUUGCCAACACGGAUCUGAAACAUGUUCCCGGAUCUUGGGCAAAGAUCUCUGGCACGAAGAAAGUCUCACGCUUUCACACGCCAGAGGUAAUUCGUAUGCUACACGAACGAGACCAACACAAAGAAUCUCUCUCUGCAGCUUGUGACGCAGCAUAUGCCACCCUUCUCACAGAGAUCAGUGCUCACUACGGUCCAUUGCGAGAUGCUAUUGCUUCGAUCAGCACAUUGGAUUGUCUCUUGUCCCUAGCUACUGUAGCUUUGCUCCCUGGCUACGUCAAGCCAACCUUCAGCACCGAUACAGAGAUUACCGUCACAGCAGGACGACAUCCCAUGGUCGAGCAACUCCUCCCUUCAUCAUACAUUCCCAACGACACAUCACUCUCCACAUCUCCAGAGCAAACAAGAGCAUUACUAAUCACCGGCCCAAACAUGGGCGGCAAAUCAAGCUACGUCCGCCAAACAGCUCUCAUCUGCAUCAUGGCACAAAUCGGCUCUUUCGUGCCCGCUGAGGAAGCAAGAUUAGGCCUAUUAGACGGGAUCUACACCCGAAUGGGAGCCUUCGACUCCCUGUUCACAAACCAAAGUACAUUCAUGGUAGAACUUUCCGAGACCUCAUCAAUCCUAAAAUCAGCAACCCCUCGCUCACUAGUCAUCUUGGAUGAGUUAGGAAGAGGAACAAGCACGCACGAUGGCGUUGCGAUAGCAGGUGCGGUGUUGGAUUGGGUGGUGAGAGAGACAAAGUGUCUUUGUUUGUUCAUCACGCAUUAUCAGACAUUGGCUGGGGUGGCGAGAGGGUUUGAGAAAGAGAAGGAAUUAAGGAAUGUGCACAUGAAGUUCACGGCUCAGAAAGGCUCGAGGAGGUUGUCAGAUAGUGCGAUUGAUACCGAAGGAAUAGAUGAUGGAGACGAGGAGAUCACAUUUUUGUAUGAAGUCGGUGAAGGAGUGGCUCAUCGAUCAUAUGGCUUGAACGUGGCACGUCUGGCACAUGUGCCGAAGCCUGUACUUGAGACCGCGGCGAAGAAAUCACAUGAAUUGGAGAUGGAAGUCAAGCAGAAGAAGCUCGGGAGUCUAUCAAAGAUGAUGGCUUGUUUAUUAUCGGGAGAGACUGGCGCCGACCAGAUAGAGCAGCUGGUUGUCGGCAUCGAAGAGCUAUGAUGUAUGUACAGACGAAGAAAGAAAAGCGAAUAAGCAAAUACUGUCGCAAGUAAUGACGGCCAGACCUCCAGGCAUAUCCUCCGGCCGAUGUCUAUUAUGUAUGUAUGAUAAGCAAAUAACCGCAUAGGUUAGAGCAACCGCUGCCGAACGGCUGGCAAAAACGCUAGGAACCCCAUAGCCAUGCUCCAUACCGAAAACUCCUAAGUAUGCAGAAAGU